Molecule: messenger RNA, 1782 nt
Organism: Fonsecaea nubica
Lineage: Eukaryota; Fungi; Ascomycota; Eurotiomycetes; Chaetothyriales; Herpotrichiellaceae
Exons: 2
Coding region: 1-1782 (593 amino acids)
Source: RefSeq, a predicted model, not a curated record
AUGUCUUCCCAAUACCAGCACUUCAUCCCCCAAUUCAUUUUGCGCAAGUUCUCAAAUUUCGAAACACUUGUUGCCGAGGGCCUACAGAGAACGAAAGCGCGAAAGUAUUGCAAAGUGUCAUUCCUAAAUUUGGAAGAUGGCAAACUUGAAAGUCGCAAGGCGGCGAGGACAUUUGGUAGGAACAAUAUGUACCUCGAUCCUUCUAUCUUCCCAGCUUCGUCGGUUGCAGAAUGCAUGGUGGAGAAAGAGCUCUGCACACUUGAAGAGCGAGCAGCCAAGAUUCUACAAAAAAUUGAGACUGCAUAUCACUGCGGGGAUAGUCAAUUUUCGCUCAGGAGGCAUGAAAAGGACGAAUUACGGAGAUUUCUCUUCAUUAUGCUUUACCGCAACCGUUCAUUUGAGCGACGCUUUGAGAAAUCCAAGAAGGACUACGACGCCGAUGACAGAUAUAACAUGUUGAUCUACAUGCAGGAAAGAGGGAUUGAAGAUCCGAAAACCGUCUGGCUCAACAAUCUGCUGGCCUUUCUCAGUGUCCCACUGGGAACCAAGGAAGGGUGGAAGAGAGAGAUUAUUGAGAAAGCAUAUCCUCCAGAUGCCGCGUGGUUCAUUAUGCAUUUGGAAUCGACCUUUUUAUCUUUCUGCUGCCCAGCUAAUCUGCCUUACUCUGAUAAUGAGUUCAUGCUUACGCAGAACGCAUACAGUAUUUUUGAAGGGCCGAAUGAUGAGACCCAAUGGACGGACUGGCAUGUUUUUGCACCAAUCAGCCCAAAUCUCAUGAUCAUAAUGCGCAAGAACGUGCUUCAGAGAUGGGAUGAUCCAGAUAAAGAAAGAAUGAGAUUGGAGCAGCUGGAAGUGAUAAAGUCUGAGAUUGGUCUCGAUCGGAUCAAGCCACAGAGGCUCUCGAAUUUGAUAGAUCUACCUCUUGAACGACCUCAAGUCAGAUACUUUGGGUCACCAGUCGAGGGUGAGCCGGUAUCACAGUUCUGCAAAGAUGACGAAUUCAACUUCAAAUUUAUCCGCGUAAGCACCGAGCAUCUGCAACUACUGAAUACGAUAUUCUUUGAAGAAGCUAUCACCACGUCGGGCAUUGUUUUCAACGACCGCCAGAAGUUCAAGCACAUGCUUGAACAUUAUCUCGCUGCUGAUCCUCUGGAAUUCAAACAAACUUACUCCAACGACCAGUUGUUGAAAUGUCAUUCGCCUCUUCCCUCUCCUUGGCUUGGACUGGACGCUUGGAGAAAAGCAAACGUUCCGGCCUACCUGAAACUCCUCGAAGCUGCUGCAGCCGAGUUAGGCAGUGACGUUAGGGCCCAGUACUUUGAUUGGAAUUUCUUCAAGUGCUUUGAUGGGAUAUCUUCCGAGUUUAUACGCCGGUAUUCGAGAUUAGGUGGCGAUGGUUGUACCAUCCUCUACGACCUGUCUCAAGCAAACUCUAUCACCAACCUAGUCACCAGGGUCGACAGACUCAUUCAAAGCCAGCCUCAAAGCUUCAAAGCCCACGUCCGUCAAGAACGUGCGAAAUUGCUCACGCAAUUACCCGCAAGGAGACUAUGGCUUCACAUGAGACAAUUACGGACGAGAAUUAGGAGUAAAUCGAUAAACAAGCCAGAGGAUGAACUGGAAGAGUGUACAACGAGUAAAGCUGAUGGCUUAGAGGAUGCGAUGAUUGACGGUACGCACAGUAAUUCUUAUGAUGGUUCGAACCCAUUCAAAGAUCUCGUAACUGAUUCGUCGUUUCUCAAGCAUAUCACGUAUUCAACCCUGCUCGGUUCGCAGAAAUAA